Messenger RNA from Seriola dumerili (greater amberjack), 606 nucleotides. It is a transcript of the gene nop10, whose product is annotated as NOP10 ribonucleoprotein. The transcript is spliced from 2 exons. The record is from RefSeq and is a predicted model, not a curated record. Gene Ontology annotation, cellular component: box H/ACA snoRNP complex; box H/ACA telomerase RNP complex. Lineage: Eukaryota; Metazoa; Chordata; Actinopteri; Carangiformes; Carangidae. Gene Ontology annotation, molecular function: telomerase RNA binding; box H/ACA snoRNA binding. Gene Ontology annotation, biological process: snRNA pseudouridine synthesis; positive regulation of telomerase RNA localization to Cajal body; ribosome biogenesis. The coding region runs from base 137 to 331 and encodes 64 amino acids.
UCUGCCAUCCGGGCGACGAGAAACUUUGCUGCACGUGGAAACUGAAGGAGAAAAUUUGUUUUCUUUUCGAUACAAGUCAGCUAAUAUUAUUAUUUUUUUUCAUUUUUGUGGAUCUACAAAACAAGUGCUUUCCGCGAUGUUUCUGCAGUAUUACGUGGACGAGAAGGGGGACAGAGUCUACACUCUGAAGAAGAUAUGUCCUGACGGGCAGCCCACCAGCUCGGCCCAUCCAGCCCGCUUCUCCCCAGACGACAAGUUCUCCCGACAUCGGGUGAUGUUGAAGAAACGCUUCGGCAUUCUGCUCACCCAGCAGCCCAGACCUGUUCUGUGAGAGAGAGACAGAGAGAGAGAGAGAGGGCAGAGGUGAAAGCAGAAGGAGGGAGAGGUGGAUCGAUGGAGACCAAGAAUUGGAGGGGUGAAGGCGAAGAUAGGACUGCAAAGCAAAGAGCAGGAAAGCUCCAGGCCCAAAUCGAAGGGACUGUUAUUGCAUUGGAUAUCAGCUGUCAUUGAUUAUUUUUUUAUGUGCUGUAAUUUGUUGACAUUCAGUUUAGGUUAUUGUUAUGAUUUUGUUUUCAUGCUGAAUAAAUGUUCAGUUCAUAAACUCUA